UAUCCCUCCUCCCUCCCAUCACUUGGGUGUUGCCUAGAUGACUAUAAAGUGUUGAAUAAACUUUCAGUCAGCCCACGUCUAACUCCACUUAAGCUCUGCCACAGUUUCUGCAUCCUCGUGAUCCGCACUCAUUUCUGCAACCAUGACUGACUUGGAGAAAUCCAUGGAUUCCAUGAUAACCGUGUUCAACAAGUAUGCCCAUGAUGGCAAACACGGAAAGGCCUUAACCAAGAAAGAACUAAGAAAACUAAUUGAGGCUGAGCUUCCCAACUUUCUGAAAACCCAGAAGAAUGCCAACUCCGUGGACCAUAUCAUGAAGGAUCUGGACCAGAACAAAGAUGAUGUCUUGGACUUUGAAGAAUUUAUGCCAUUCAUCGCCGGCCUCACAAUGGCCUGUGAAAAAUAUUGCUCCAUGUCUGCUAAAAAGAAGUGAAAGAACUGAUGUGCAAAUACACUGUAAGAGAAAAUAAUGCUUGUCUUUUUUUUCUUUCCUUUUUUGUAACAGAUAAAGUUGAUUGUGUUGCACAACUG
Pundamilia nyererei is the source of this 531-nucleotide messenger RNA. It is a transcript of the gene s100a10b, whose product is annotated as S100 calcium binding protein A10b. The transcript is spliced from 3 exons. Gene Ontology annotation, molecular function: calcium-dependent protein binding; calcium ion binding. The coding region runs from base 143 to 433 and encodes 96 amino acids. Gene Ontology annotation, cellular component: cytoplasm. The record is from RefSeq and is a predicted model, not a curated record. Lineage: Eukaryota; Metazoa; Chordata; Actinopteri; Cichliformes; Cichlidae.